Molecule: messenger RNA, 2081 nt
Organism: Momordica charantia (bitter melon)
Lineage: Eukaryota; Viridiplantae; Streptophyta; Magnoliopsida; Cucurbitales; Cucurbitaceae
Product: Pentatricopeptide repeat (PPR) superfamily protein
Cellular component (GO): mitochondrion
Molecular function (GO): mRNA binding; protein binding
Source: RefSeq, a predicted model, not a curated record
ACCAUUGUUCAGAGCUUUUUGGAAGGAGGUGAAAAUUUCUUUGAUAUCUUUUUAUGGCGCUCCAAAUAAGUCAUAUCAUAUGAAAAUCAGCUCCAUAAUCUGCUUGAAAGCUUCAAACAAUUACACAAAUGGCGGGUAUUUCUUCGUCUUCCUCCAUCUCCGGGUGUCGAUGGAAGAGGUUUGGGACAAAUGGAGCAACAGACGAAACUCAACGAAUGUGACUUUCAUUUCGAGAUCGUAACAAUCCACUCAGACCAAAUUGUAAAACUAUCGAAGGAGCGUAAUCUCGGGUUAUAUUUACAGUUCAAUGACUAUGGUUCGUAGAGUUUGGUGAUCGCAUCGGCGAUCGAUCUGAGAAUGGGGUGUUCAUCUACUGAGCAUAAGUCGAAGAAAUUAAGAGGAACUUGAAUUCAGAAGCAGCGUGUAAAAGCAAGAUACCAAGGAGAGUCGCGAUAAACACCUCUUCUGUUAGUAAUGUGAACUCUGUAUAUAACAAUGAAUGCACGCCAUAUGUUCGAUGAAAUUCCGCUGAGAAGAUGCGUCUCCGCGUUGAAGUUAAAAUGGCAGAGCUUCAUUACGCAAUCUAUCAGCACGGACCUUCGCUUCUGCUCCCUUCAUUCCACCGUAACUAAUGCAGCUUCUGUGGUGGAUUUGUGUAAAGUGGUUUCCUGCUCGAUCGGUGGCCUAGAUGAAUUAGAAUCCAGUCUGAACAAAUGUACAGUAUCCUUGACAUCUCCACUUGUCACCCAGGUCAUUGAUUCUUGCAAAAACGAAGCACCCACUAGAAGAUUACUCAGGUUUUUCCUGUGGUCUCUCAAGAAUUUGAAACAUGAUUUGGAAGAUGAAGAUUUCAAUCAUGCCAUCCGCUUAUUUGCUCAGAAGAAGGACUACAACGCCAUUGAUAUUUUACUUUCYGAUCUUAAGAAAGCUGGCCGGGCAAUGGAGGGCGAGACCUUCGGUCUUGUGGCUGAGGCUUUAGUGAAACUGGAUAGGGAAGAUGAAGCACUGGGCCUUUUCAAGAACUUGGACAAGUACAAGUGCCCCCAAGACCAGUUCACUGUCACUGCAAUUGUUACUGCUCUCUGUGCAAAAGGGCAUGCCAAGAGAGCAGAAGGGGUUGUUUUGCACCACAGAGACAAGAUCUCUGGCAGCAAGAGUUGCAUCUAUAGAAGCCUCCUAUAUGGAUGGUAUGUUCAGAAUAACGCAAAGGAAGCAAGAAGGAUACUUAAAGAAAUGAAGUCGGAUGGAGCCAUGCCAGAUUUGUUCUGCUACAACACUUUCCUCAGGUGCCUCUGUGAGCAGAAUCUUAAGAAGAAUCCUUCAGGUCUUGUGCCUGAAGCUUUGAAUGUGAUGAUGGAAAUGAGAUCCUACAAAAUCUCCCCAAACUCAAUCAGUUAUAAUAUAUUGUUAUCUUGUCUUGGUAGGACUAGGAGAGUGAAGGAAUCGUGUAGAAUCCUCGAGACGAUGAAACGAUCUGGUUGUCGAGCUGAUUGGGUCAGCUAUUAUCUUGUGGCAAGAGUGUUGUUCCUGACUGGAAGAUUUGGGAAAGGGCGCAGGAUUGUGGAUGAGAUGAUUGACGAGGGAUUGAUCCCGGAUCRAAAAUUUUACUACGAUUUGAUUGGUAUUCUAUGUGGAGUUGAGAGAGUAAACUAUGCGCUUGAGAUGUUGGAUAAAAUGAAGAGAAGCUCAUUGGGGGGUUAUGGUCCAGUUUAUGAUGUGCUAAUACCGAAGUUGUGCAGAGGAGGUGAUUUUGAAAUGGGCAGGCAACUGUGGGAGGAGGCCAUGGCUAUGGGUCUGAAGCUUCGCUGCUCAAGGGAGGUUUUGGAUCCUUCAAUCACGAAGGUUUGGCUUCCAACCAGAAAGACUGACAGCAAAAUUCUUGAAGAAGUCAAUGGUGCUGAGAAGCAGAACCAAGCUGCUGCAACUGACCGACCAAAAGCUAAGGGAAAGAAAAGUAAGAAUCUGUCUUUGAAAUAACUUUUUUGAAUGUUUGUCUGACUCACUAUCUUAAAUUUUGGGUGGCAAUUCACAGUCACAUUGCCACAUUUAUAAAUAUAGCAACAAGAAUAUGAUUUUGCAAA